Messenger RNA from Etheostoma cragini (Arkansas darter), 1150 nucleotides. It is a transcript of the gene tifa, whose product is annotated as TRAF interacting protein with forkhead associated domain. Bases 288 to 890 code for a protein of 200 amino acids. The record is from RefSeq and is a predicted model, not a curated record. NCBI's taxonomy places the organism in Eukaryota, Metazoa, Chordata, Actinopteri, Perciformes, Percidae. Gene Ontology annotation, molecular function: protein binding. The transcript has 2 exons. Gene Ontology annotation, biological process: canonical NF-kappaB signal transduction.
GUACUUGAAGGCCGCAUUGCACUGGGUCUCCUAGGAGUGACGAAACUCCAGAGAGUAGAAAGAAAACAAGUUGCAAAGACCGCUCGAUCCUAUUGUUAUCUUUCUGAGCAGCAGCACCGUUACUAAGUCAGCUCGUGCUUAGAAUACACUACAUGUAAUCUAGCUUUUCUGUAUCCGGGCCUAGAUAUUUCUUCAAAUUAAAAACGUCAACGUUCGGCAUUUCAUCGCUGAAAGUCAAUCGAUUAAUCUAGCUCUUUCAUCAGGAGCUUUUAUUUGAUUUUUUGUUCAUGAUGAAUGUGUCCCAGACAAUGGAGACAGAGGAGGACCUCCUGACUCGUCUCCAUGUCAAACUGUACCACCCUCAGCAGAGCUGUAAGGGCCUUUUCGGGCUGCUUCCUCUGGGGAACAGCAGCAAACACUCCGCAGAUGAGCCUCUCAGGCUGGGACGCGACCCCCAGUCCUGCACCUUCACCCUGCUCGACAGCCGGGUGUCCCGCAAGCAGCUGGCCCUCCAUGCCUACCGCACAGCCCAGAGCCCAGACCUGCUGUUCACCGUCCAGAACCUGAGCCAGAGGGGACGGCUGUCGGUGAACAGCUCGGCGCUGGACUACCUGGAAAGGAUGGAUCUCCCGGAUAAGGCCCAUAUCCGGUUCGGAGAGUAUGAGAUUCUGAUCACCCGUGAGUCUGGCGAGGCCAAGGGGAGCUUCGAGGUGGACUUUGAGGUGCUGACAGUGCCUCCGUCCAGAGAGACAUGCAUGUGGGUGCCUAGUAUGUCACCUGUCAUGGAAACAGGCUCAAGUGGGACGAAUAGACCUAGUCUUCCAGGUGAUCUCAGAGUAGGCCUCCUUGGCCCCCUUGAGACCGAUGAGACUCUCGUGUAUAAUUCCUGAUGUGACUUUGUUAUUGACUUGUAUUUGAUGAACUACAAAUGACUGUGUAGGUGUUACAUUAGAGUUAAAGCGGACCAGUACUGGAUUCCUCCUUGUAAUGUGAAAUCAUGGUAUUCAUAUUUAGGUAUUAUUUUGCACAAUGCUACUCUAUUACUCCAUGUAAGUUACAGAGCUGUGAUCUUAUUAUUAUUAUCUGCUACUUAUAAAAUAAUUUUGUUUCCCCAUUUUCAACUUGAGCACAUUAAAGUGUCUGUUUUUUG